CCGAUCCACAUAACCACUGUUUUUGUUUUUGGGGAAAAACAUGAUCACUUUCUCAUAAAGGGACCGCUGCUCUCCCCCGACUUAGCAGCCAUACAUGAUCGCUCCGCAAUGCUUUGUGUUAUGCAUUGGAGAGAAGCUCUCUUUUAUUUUUGGGAGGCCUUGCUUCGCCUCCAAGGAUAGAAUGUCGCUCAAGGAGAAGUUUUCGGAUCGGUGGAAGCCCUUUGAGCGCUCGCUCCAGUUCUGGGUGCGGGCUGUGGACAUCUAUGUCGGCUAUAAGGUUUGCCAACUCCGAACAAGGUUAGUCAGGGAUGCCGGCGAGCAAGAGGCCAUGUGGGAGCGGCAACACGUGCUCGCCGCUGAGAAGAUGUACUUACUCUGUUCCGAGCUUGGUGGCUUCUUCCUCAAGGCCGCACAAAUCUUUGGUAAACCAGAUUUGGCCCCAGCUGCAUGGGUGAGAAGACUUGUUACUUUGUGUGACAGAGCUCCUGAAACACCAUUUAAAGUAGUUCAGCAAGUGGUUGAGGAGGAAUUAGGAAAAAAAUUUGAUGAAGUCUUUGAACGAUUUGAUGUUGAACCAGUUGGAUCUGCUUCAAUUGCACAGGUACAUCGCGCAAGAUUAAGAAAUGCAAAUACUGAUGUUGCGGUCAAGGUUCAGCAUCCUGGUGGUGAGCUUCUGAUGAUGAUAGAUAUCCAUAACUUGCAAGCUUUUGCUAAAUUCUUGCAAAAGGAGAUCAAUUUUGAUCUAUUUUCUCUUACGAAGGAAGUCGAAAAGCAGAUUCGGUAUGAAUUUGAUUUUCGGCGGGAGGCAGAGGCCAUGGAAAGAAUCAGAAUUUUUUUUCGCACUAACAACAGAGCUGCACCUGUUCUUGUGCCGCGCGUUAUUAAUGGCAUGGUAACCAGGAAGGUCUUAGUGAUGGAGUUUAUCAAUGGAAUUCCUAUUAUGAAUCUUGGAGAUGCGAUUGCUCAAAGAGGUAUAGAUCCUUGUGGUAAGCUCGCCACGGCAGCAAAACAGAAGAUUUUGGAAAAUCUAACACUUGCUUAUGGUCAAAUGAUAUUGAAGAGCGGAUUUUUCCAUGCAGAUCCACAUCCAGGAAAUAUUCUUAUCUGCAAGGAUUCAAAGGUUGCGUUACUUGACUAUGGACAAGUUAAACAACUUCCAGAUUGCCUAAGAUUAGGUUUUGCCAACCUUGUUGUUGCAAUUGCAGAAAAGAACCCUUCAAAGGCAGCCCAGAGUUACAGGGAACUUGGCAUAGAAACUUUAAAUUCAGAUAAUGAUGAAGAAGAAUUACUUCAAUUGGCCAUGAAAAUGUUUGAUACUAAACUUCCCGGUGGAAUAACAACACUAUCACCAUUUUCAGAGGAAUCUUCCCUAAAGAAGAUUUCUGUCCAGAGCUUCCCUGAAGAGCUAUUUAGUGUCCUAAGAACAAUGCAACUGUUAAGAGGAUUAAGUGUUGGAAUGGGCAUUAGCUGCUCCUGCGCCGAGCAGUGGAGACCCCUUGCUCAAGAAGCUUUGUACCGGGCCGGAAGGCUGAAAGAUGGCAGCUUCAAGUCACAGCAGAGAAGUGGUUUCCUUCAAAGAGUAUUUCGGAGAGGGAGGAUGUUCGAUCAACAGCAAUAGUUGAUCUGAUUUUGUUCUAAUUUAGGGUUUUACUAACGAGUGUGUUGUGGCUUUUAGUUACUAAAAGCGAAUUUUUCCAACAUCCAAAGAAUAAUAUAGAAAAAGAUGGCAUGUAAUCCUUCAGCACCCACAAGUUUGUAAUUUUGUCUUUUUUUUAUUAUUUAUUUAUUGUUUGUUUAAAAACAGAUGUACAUUUACAUAUUUUUAAUAUGAUUGGUUGAAAACAUUAUUUUGAGUUA
Dendrobium catenatum is the source of this 1857-nucleotide messenger RNA. RefSeq lists its product as uncharacterized. The record is from RefSeq and is a predicted model, not a curated record. The coding region runs from base 95 to 1618 and encodes 507 amino acids. The transcript is spliced from 11 exons. NCBI's taxonomy places the organism in Eukaryota, Viridiplantae, Streptophyta, Magnoliopsida, Asparagales, Orchidaceae. Gene Ontology annotation, biological process: protein phosphorylation. Gene Ontology annotation, molecular function: ATP binding; protein kinase activity.